AUGAAGCAAUUUCAAUCUUUCAGUACAAUUGCUAAAGAGGCUCUAUUAGAUUCCCCUGACCUAACUGCUCGACAGAAAUCAAAUUCAAAUAACCAUGCAACAGUAACUAAUACUAUCACAAAACCAGCAUCCACCACACUUGAAUCUGAUAGCGCAAAAGAACUUGAUCCAAGAUUGGAUAAUGUCAUUACAAAUUAUAACGAAACAGAAUCGUUUAUUGAAGUAGAUAUCAUUAAUCCAAAGAUCCAUGAACCAAUACCCCACAAUGAUGCAAGUAGUAACCAUACAACAUUCAAUAGAUUCACAGACUAUGAGAUUGUGACAAGAACGAAUCUGCCCCAGUUUCCUAAAAGAAUCAGCCAUGUACGUCGUAGAUAUUCUGAUUUCGAAUUGUUUAGACAUUUUCUUAAGAAAGAAAUCCAACUGAAUGAGAGAUUGAAUAAGAUUAAACUACCUCAUUUGCCAAGCAAAUUGAUCUGGCAGAACAGAUUCGAUCCUUCGGUAAUUGAACAAAGACAGAAAGAUUUGGAACAAUGGAUACGAUUCGUUGCUGGUCAUCCCUUAAUUCAGACUAAUUGUCCAACUUUGAUUAGAUUCCUACAACAGGAAAAUUUCACAGGUUAA
Molecule: messenger RNA, 624 nt
Organism: Arxiozyma heterogenica
Lineage: Eukaryota; Fungi; Ascomycota; Saccharomycetes; Saccharomycetales; Saccharomycetaceae
Gene: SNX3
Product: Snx3p
Exons: 1
Coding region: 1-624 (207 amino acids)
Biological process (GO): endocytic recycling; late endosome to Golgi transport
Cellular component (GO): early endosome membrane; retromer complex
Molecular function (GO): phosphatidylinositol-3-phosphate binding
Source: RefSeq, a predicted model, not a curated record